Molecule: messenger RNA, 2298 nt
Organism: Ailuropoda melanoleuca (giant panda)
Lineage: Eukaryota; Metazoa; Chordata; Mammalia; Carnivora; Ursidae
Product: sororin
Exons: 6
Coding region: 116-877 (253 amino acids)
Biological process (GO): mitotic sister chromatid cohesion; positive regulation of exit from mitosis; mitotic metaphase chromosome alignment
Cellular component (GO): nucleus
Source: RefSeq, a predicted model, not a curated record
UUCCGCUUCCUCCAGGCAGAGCGGGUAAUUCGAACGUUUAGGUCUCCGUCGGCCCUCUGGGUUGGCGCGAGCUCCGGCGGCAGAGACGGCGGCCAAGAUCGAGACCAAGGCUAACAUGUCCGAGAGGCGAACGCGGUCCGGAGGGGCCGCCCAGCGCUCUGGGCCCGGGGCCCCAUCUCCUACUCAGUCUCUGCGGAGAUCCCAGCGGAAAUCGGGCUCUGAUCUCCCGAGCACCCUCCCUGAAAUCUGGCCCAAGGCACCCCAUGCGGCUCCAAUCAGAAAGCCCAUCGUUUUGAAGAAGAUUGUAGCCCGUUCUGUAGAGAUCCCGCCUGUCCAUACGCCUCGAAGGAGCCCAAGGAUUGCUUUUUUCUUGGAGAAGGAAAACAACCCUCCUAGCAAGGAGCCUGCUAAGGAGGACCUCUUCAAGGCACGUGACCUACCCAUCACUCCCACCGCCACCCCGGUGCUGCACCCCCUGAAUGUUGAGUCCAACUCCAGGGCAGAAGAGCUGGACGCCAGGGACUUGGAAAUGUCCAAGAAGGUCAGGCGAUCCUACAGCCGGCUGGAGACCUUCGGCUCCGCCUCCACUUCCACCCCGGGCCGCCGGUCUUGCUUUGGUUUCGAGGGGCUGCUGGGAUCAGAAGAGUUGGCCCGAGUCUCACCUGUGGUGUGUUCCAAGUUAGCCGAGGCCCCCAGGGUCCCUGUGAAGCCCUGGGCCCCAGAUACAACUCUCCCCGGAAUCUCCCCGCCAGCCGUGAAGGAAAAGCGCAAGAAGAGAAAGGUGCCGGAGAUCCUGAAAUCGGAGCUGGAUGAAUGGGCUGCGGCCAUGAAUGCGGAGUUUGAAGCUGCUGAGCAGUUCGAUCUCCUGGUUGAAUGAGAUGUGGGGGUGUCCCUGGCCAUCCUCUCCCCUCUCCUGUACAUAGCUCCUCCUCCCCAUGGGGAAGACGCUUGGGGUCCCCUCCCGUGGCCUCGUGCCCUGUACGUAAGCUGCUGCUACGUGAGGCCUGCGUUCCUCAGGGCUCGUGCGCUGGCAACAGCCGUCUCAGGAAAUGGGGCUCGCUGGGCCUGGCCACGCACUGCUGUCCUGUGUCUGGCCUGACCCACCAGCCUCUCCCUGCCUCCCAGCGGAGCCUCGCCACUUUCCAGCUGGGCCACACACUAGGGCGUAGGAGUUGCUGGUGCAGCCAGAGGAGGGGAGAGGGCUGGGAUUGCUGGUGAGUGGGGACCUGGGCCGUUGUUGGGAAAGGCGGCUACUCUGCACCAGCCAGACCCCAGCCCCGAGGCACAGCGGCCUCAGGCCUUCCCCCUGUGUUGUCUUCCAUCGGGGUCCUGGUUCCCAGCUACCAGCCUAUUUAUGUAAAGAGGCUUGGGUUCCCUCUUAGAUUCUGUAGAUGAGCCAGGAGAGAACGUGUGGGCUGGGGAGAGUUCUGUCUGUGAGAGGAAGACACUGGACACUAGAAUUUUACAUGUUGAAGUAGGGAGGAAGCCUUGACUCGGGUCUCCGACCGGAAGCGUUUACUCGGAGAAGCUGUGUUUGAUCACUGUGCUCCGCUGUUGAGAUGUUCGGUUAAACGCCAGGCGGCUGGGGCACUGGCUGCUUGGGGCAAAGACAGUGCAUGUCCGGGUGUGGCCGUCAGUUGCUGGAAACUGAGGCCCGGGCCUCUGGACCAGACACCUGCCCAGGGAAGGGGGUUGUGGCCCGAGGUGCCCGCUUGUCACUCAUACCUAUUUCUUACAAAACCAAGAUUCUACUCCACUCUAGGGGGGAAACGGGUUGUACGGCCCUAAUCCUUAUCCUAGACCUUCUAGCUUUCUAGCUACCCCCACGCCCGUGCAUCUUCUGCGUUCCCAGGGUCAUGGCAGCAGAGGCUGCGAGGAGUGUGGCAGGGCUGAUGGGUAGCAGAAUGUCGGGGAAGAUGCGCUCGUGCUCGGUUAGGGGACUUGAGACCCCAGGGCAGGCCUGGCGGGCACUAAUGAGAGCCCUUGCGAGGCCUGGGAGCCCGGGGCUACCUGUUCAACGCUUCGUGCUUUGUCAAACCCACUCUGGCCUCCAGCAAGUCCCCUUGCCCGGGGUGGGCGCGGAUGCCCCGGAGUUGGACAGCUGAAGAAUUCUCGUCCUUGCCGGCAGGUGGGGCGGAACUCCUGGGAAGUGUCUUAGUCCUGCAGAGUCGGGAGUCACCAGGUGAUGUGGAGUUGAUGUCAUCGUUGCAAAUUCUCUCUGUCCCUGAAAAAUUAAGACUGUGGAAUAUAAGGAAAAAUUGUGUUGCUGUUGUUUGAAUAAAAAAAAUCCCGAUUAAA